AUGGAUGUUAAUAUCGACGAUAUACUGGCUGAACUUGACCAAGAUACUACAGCUGUAGAUUAUAAAGUGGAUGCAUCAAGUUCACAAAACGCAAUCAAUAGCACGAACGACCAAACAGUUCUCAAUUCUUCAUUAACAAACACGAAAAUUCAACCCACAAUAUCACUGGAAAAAGAUUAUAAACUAUUACUUAGACACUGGCAAAAUGAGAGAUUUUCUCCUGAGCUCUUACCUUAUCCUCAUUUGCUAAUGGAACGAUUACUAAGGAGAGUUAGCACUCAAAUCGAAUCCAUCGAGCUAAUUUCGAUGAAUUUAAUCGAUAACGACAAUGUGGAUACUUCCAAAAAUGGAAACAACUUGAAUAUGCUUCCUCUGCUAGUCAUGGAAGCUGAGUUAGAAAGAGUCAAGUUCGUUAUAAGAAGCUUCAUACGAUGUAGACUGUCAAAAAUUGAUAAAUUUUCACUAUAUUUGAGAACUAUCAGAGAUAAUGAAGGUGGGAACGAUAGAUCUAUCAAUGGGUUGCUUUCAGAAAGUGAAGUAGUCUAUCACCAAAAGCAUUUUAAUAUUCUUUUAAAAAUAUUUAAUAACUCAAUAUUACAACACUUGCCGUCUGAAUUGCAAGCAAUUAAUGACACAGAGGGAAGUGUCAAUAUGAUUGAUGCGCCAGACUGGGACAAAUUUGUUUUUGUACUCGUUACAGGUCCUCCAAAUUCCAAUUUUAGUGAAGAUCCCCUACUGAUAAAGUCGCAGGAUAAAUUUUACUACAACGUUACUGUAGAAGAACUUAACGAAGAUAUUGAACUCACCGUUGGAAGCAUUUACGUCCUCAGAUAUAGCGUCAUUAAAACUCUAUUAACCGAUGGUAAAGUACAGCUUAUAUAG
Messenger RNA from Kazachstania africana CBS 2517, 882 nucleotides. RefSeq names its product DNA replication protein SLD5 (gene SLD5). Gene Ontology annotation, cellular component: GINS complex. The transcript has a single exon. Gene Ontology annotation, biological process: DNA-templated DNA replication; double-strand break repair via break-induced replication. The coding region runs from base 1 to 882 and encodes 293 amino acids. Lineage: Eukaryota; Fungi; Ascomycota; Saccharomycetes; Saccharomycetales; Saccharomycetaceae. The record is from RefSeq and is a predicted model, not a curated record.